AGAAAGGUGGGAUAGAGUCAAAAAGGCGAAUAUCCCAAAAUCGGACCGAAAACUUUGCUUGAAAAUGAUGUGGUGGUGCAGGGGGAAGAUCGCAUUGGUGGUUUUAUUGUCUGUUUUAAGUUUGCUGUUACCGACACGAGCGGAUGAGCAUGAUCAUACGUACAUAGAUAAAGAAGAGGUGGUUCUAUGGAUGAACACAGUGGGGCCGUAUCACAACAGACAGGAAACGUAUAAGUACUUCUCCCUGCCCUUUUGUGUUGGCAUCAAGAAGACCAUCAGCCACUACCAUGAGACUCUGGGAGAGGCUCUGCAGGGAGUUGAGCUGGAGUUCAGUGGCCUUGACAUAAAGUUUAAAGAUGAAGUAAUGCAAACAACAUACUGUGAAAUUGAGCUUGAUAAAACUAGAAGAGAUGCCUUUGUCUAUGCCAUUAAGAAUCAUUACUGGUAUCAAAUGUACAUCGAUGACCUUCCCAUCUGGGGAAUUGUUGGUGAGGCAGAUGAGAAUGGAGAGGAUUAUUACCUCUGGACGUACAAAAAGCUGGAGAUUGGCUUCAACGAUAACAGGAUUGUGGAUGUUAACCUGACCAGUGAGGGGAAAGUCAAACUUGUGCCGAACACAAGGAUCGCCAUGUCUUACUCGGUCAAAUGGAAAAAGUCAGAUGUGAAAUUUGAAGACCGGUUUGAUAAAUACCUUGAUCCAUCAUUCUUUCAGCAUAGAAUACACUGGUUCUCAAUAUUUAACUCCUUCAUGAUGGUGAUUUUCUUGGUGGGUCUGGUGUCUAUGAUUCUGAUGAGGACGUUGAGAAAAGACUAUGCCAGAUACAGCAAAGAGGAGGAAAUGGAUGAUAUGGAUCGAGAUUUAGGUGACGAGUAUGGCUGGAAGCAGGUUCAUGGUGACGUCUUUAGACCAUCAAGCCACCCCCUGAUCUUUUCCUCCCUUAUUGGCUCUGGAUGCCAGAUCUUUUCUGUAUCGUUCAUUGUUAUUGUGGUGGCCAUGAUUGAGGAUCUGUACACUGAGAGGGGCUCUAUGCUGAGUACGGCCAUAUUUGUGUAUGCUGCUACUUCUCCAGUCAACGGAUACUUUGGGGGAAGCCUGUAUGCAAAACAAGGAGGUAGGAGAUGGAUAAAGCAGAUGUUUAUCGGGGCAUUCCUGAUCCCAGCCAUGGUUUGCGGCACAGCCUUCUUUAUCAACUUCAUUGCUAUCUACUACCAUGCUUCCAGAGCCAUCCCAUUUGGCACUAUGGUGGCGGUUUGCUGCAUCUGCUUCUUUGUUAUUCUGCCUUUGAACCUGGUGGGGACGAUACUGGGUCGGAACCUGUCGGGUCAGCCCAAUUUUCCAUGUAGGGUUAACGCUGUGCCCAGGCCCAUCCCUGAGAAAAAAUGGUUCAUGGAACCAGCUGUCAUCGUGUGUCUGGGUGGGAUCCUGCCCUUUGGGUCUAUAUUUAUUGAGAUGUAUUUUAUUUUUACGUCAUUCUGGGCGUACAAGAUUUACUAUGUUUAUGGGUUCAUGAUGCUUGUACUGGUGAUCUUGUGCAUCGUGACUGUGUGUGUGACCAUCGUCUGUACUUACUUCCUUCUCAACGCUGAAGACUACAGAUGGCAGUGGACAAGCUUUCUUUCGGCUGCAUCAACGGCAGUUUAUGUUUACAUGUAUUCCUUUUACUACUAUUUCUUCAAAACAAAGAUGUACGGUUUGUUUCAGACAUCGUUCUAUUUCGGCUACAUGGCUGUGUUCAGCACUGCUCUGGGAAUAAUGUGUGGAGCGGUUGGCUACAUGGGAACAAGUGCCUUUGUAAGGAAGAUCUACACAAAUGUAAAAAUCGACUAACGGCCGACGUUUUCCCAGCAGCGGCGGGCACAAGUCCUUAUUUCUUUUUGCAAGAAGAGAUUGUGAUCUUAUCUUGUACAAAUCUAGUUUUCCAUUUUCUCAACAAGGUUGGAAGAUUGUGUACACGGGCUUAAGAGAAGAUACAAUAAACAUGUUUUAUUUUUAUUAUUUUUUAUUAACUGUUUCAUUUCUUUCGGGGCAAUCGCAUUCAAUCAUUUUAGUGUAAAAAUGGAAGAAACCCUAACAUUGGUUCUCCCUCUGAUUCUGAAUUCUGUCCCACCCAGCAUGAGAGAACAUAGAGCUUUAUUGAUGGAAUAGCCUAGCUCUCUUCAGUGAAGAGGCCGAAGUGUACGGAGAGCCAUUGUUCUGUUCUGUUUGAGUAGAUUGUAGAGGGAGGAUUGAGUCCAUGCUUCUACUGUCUGAUUUUGUAUUUUUGAUUAAGCUGAGCGAUGCUGUUGCUGAUGUAUUGUUUUUAAACUUUGAAUCAUCUUGAGCUUAGUGUUACUUGAUUGGGAUUGGAUUUAUUUAUACCAAGUAAAUUGGUGUGGGUCACCAGCUUUUCUGCAUCCAGGCUUCACAAACCACCAAUUUUCAGUUUACACUAAGUACUUCAAAUAUUCUAACUGGCAAACACUAGCAGUCCUACCAUGAUUACCUGAGCGACGUGCAGCCAUUUUAAAUUGAUUCACAGUGGUCUUGUGUUUUCCAGUUCAGUCUUACUUUUAAUGUUUGAUUAAAAUGAAGUGAAAUGAAAGUCUGUGUGUGAAGAGAAUGGGUGGGCUAAACGUGUAUAUAACCCUAAUAAUGUAACUGUAGCUGUAGAUCCCAAUGUAUUUUGGUUGUACAGAUUUAUUACAGGGUGUUUUUUUUUUUUUUUCCUUUUCUUUCUGAAGACAUUUAGUUUUGUCUUAUUUUUGUGAGCUUGGGUGGGUGGCACUGUUACAUCUUAACUGUUGGUGCAUGACGUUUUUAUCCUAACGUACAAACCCCUUCUCUUUUUAUUUGCGUUUUUCCCCAUUUUGUUUUCCAGUUAUUCCUGAUAUUCUAAUGUUCACUAUACAUCCAACGCAUUGUAUAACUUCAGCUGUCUGAAGUGCUACAAUUGACUUCCUACUACUCGUAGAGGGGGAAAAAAGAGGACUUAUAGCUAUGUUAUAUUUUGUAAUGCUUAUAAUUUAAAGCUUUAAAUGACUCUCCAUGUGUUGGACAGCCAUGCGUUUCCCUCACCAUACAAGUUUGGCUCUAUAACCAGAAGCAGCAUAGUGAACGCCGGAUACAUUGGAAGUUUCUGCAAACUGAAAACUGUAUUGAGUUAUUGUACACUUUCACAAGUUUUCACAGAUACAGGAUGUGCCACAAAAGCAUGCUGAGAAAGCUCAUGUUUUUUGUUCUGCUGUGUAAAUACAGUGUGUAAUUAAAAUGUCUGAGACGUGGCAAAGCCUUUUUCUAAUUCUGGUUCCUCAUGUCAUGAACCUUGUGAUGUCUGAAAUGACAUUUUAAACAUGCUAUUAAAAUACCUGUUGUCAAAAGAAAACAAUAAACAAUGUUUAUGUACA
Trichomycterus rosablanca is the source of this 3384-nucleotide messenger RNA. RefSeq names its product transmembrane 9 superfamily member 3 (gene tm9sf3). Gene Ontology annotation, cellular component: membrane. Lineage: Eukaryota; Metazoa; Chordata; Actinopteri; Siluriformes; Trichomycteridae. The record is from RefSeq and is a predicted model, not a curated record. The coding region runs from base 65 to 1828 and encodes 587 amino acids. Gene Ontology annotation, biological process: protein localization to membrane. The transcript is spliced from 15 exons.